GUGCUCCACAGACAGGGUGUGUAUGUACAUCGUUGGGUUAAUUCUUACAUUUUCAAUACCUCCCGGUAAUGGUGAAAAGCGAGAAAGUUGUAUACAGUUUAUUUUUAACCACGUGGAAAUCCGAUUGAGUCGAAGGGAAGAGAAAACAUCAAGACUAAGAGGAAGUCGUCCCGAUCUACGUGAACUGUAGGAAAGUGAGCGGUCAGAUCGGCGUGACAUAACCUCGAACGACUAAAGAUGUCUCACGACCACAUGCAUCACAUGAUGAACUCGUCGGGAGGCCACGAAUCUCACGGCGCGAUGAUGUCUCACGAAGGCAUGAAGCACGACAAUAUGGAUCAUUCCGGCAUGCACGAAGACCACAGUGGCCAUUGUAUGGAUCAUUCAAUGCAUGGAAUGUCGAUGGCUUUCCACGGAGGAUACUGCGAAACCGUGCUGUUUGAUUCGUGGAAGAUCGCGUCUGUCGGAGGACUAGUUGGAUCAUUCAUCGGCAUCCUGAUAAUGGCUGCCCUUUACGAGGGCCUCAAGUACUAUCGAGAAUAUCUCUUUUGGAGGACGUAUAAUGCCCUGCAGUACAGGAGCGUGUCGAUGCCGCAGGAGAAGAACGUCGUUUCCGAGGACAAUCGGGUUGUACAUAUGGUUGGUGAAGUUAUCCACAAACAGCCGCCCACGAUGCUGUCCUGGAUGCAUUCCUUCCAGACGAUAUUACACAUCGUGCAGAUCGUCCUCUCGUACUUCCUUAUGCUGAUCUUCAUGACAUACAAUGUCUGGCUGUGCUUUGCGGUAGUUUUGGGUGCUGCCAUCGGUUACUUCUUGUUCGGCUGGAAAAAAUCUGUAAUCGUGGACGUAACGGAACAUUGUCACUAGUGACUCGUCCUGCCGGCAUUACCCGGUUUAACUUCCUUGCGAGUAUACACACAUGAACUUGUCACAGUAAAGUUGUUUUCGAUUGUUGGAAGGAUGUCUUUGCUAUGGCAGGAUCAACAUUAUAAGCAGACGAUGUUAGAUUUUAUUAAACAACUUCCAGUGAUUGUGUGAAACUCCUCUGGUUACUUUACAUUUGAUACGCUGCAGCGUACGGAACGGCCGUAAUUGGAGUAAAAAGGGAAUAAACCUUGAACGCACAUAUGUGCGCAUACGUUGUUAUGGUGCAAGACGAAUCCAUGAAAUUUUAUAACUGAACGGUUUUAACACUCACCGUUGAUACAGGGUGUUAACGUAUCUCAAGUUGUCUUGCAGGUGAUGUGGAAGUGAUAGCGGAAGAAUUUGUAAAUCGAUAUUGCGAUCCGACCUAAGCACGAUCAAUGCUUACACUGUCCGCCGAUGUAACGAGCUAGAAUUAAAGGGGAUUGAAAUGUCGAAAGGCUUCCACGCCCUCGCAAAAUUGGCAUUACCGAGGAAUUGUUUUUGUUGCAUCUUAACGAGUCCUGAUUUCCGUUGACGGUUUAUUCUGGAUGGGACGGAAUAAGUUUCUGUCGUAAUGCCAGGAUUUAGAAAUUUAUCAAACGCCUAAAGUUACAUGUAAAUAUGAAAAAAUUGCUGAAAUGUAUAUUAUAGUACAAACAUGCUGUUCUGAGACUGGUAUACUCUUUUACGACUUUACACGUUCAGUGAUGUUAAUCGAAAAGAGCUUCGUCUUUCUUUUUUUUUCUUUUUCUUGAUCUUUUUAUCGGUGAUUUUGGAGGGGUAAGGCACAAACAUAAGUAACAAAAGUUGUAGAAGGAUUAUAGCAUCCCAGUCAAAACUGUUACCCAAUAUUGUAUUAUUGUAUUGUAAUAUAACGAAUAAAUUAAUGAAACUUUGAAA
This is a messenger RNA of Orussus abietinus, 1806 nucleotides long. It is a transcript of the gene Ctr1A, whose product is annotated as high affinity copper uptake protein 1. The transcript has 5 exons. Gene Ontology annotation, biological process: copper ion transmembrane transport. The record is from RefSeq and is a predicted model, not a curated record. Gene Ontology annotation, molecular function: copper ion transmembrane transporter activity. Lineage: Eukaryota; Metazoa; Arthropoda; Insecta; Hymenoptera; Orussidae. The coding region runs from base 238 to 867 and encodes 209 amino acids. Gene Ontology annotation, cellular component: membrane.